Messenger RNA from Megalopta genalis, 2107 nucleotides. The record is from RefSeq and is a predicted model, not a curated record. Lineage: Eukaryota; Metazoa; Arthropoda; Insecta; Hymenoptera; Halictidae.
GGACACGUAACUGUACGUCGAGUAGGUGCGAUUCAAAAACGGACGAGUCCGUCAACGGUUGCGGAUGCGAUCUCGUGAACGAUUUAAUUUAUUCUAAUUGAUUUUAAUUCAAUCUAAUUUAUUUGUAUAUAUACACCUUUAUUCAAAAUGUCGUUGGCUCCGCGAAAGGCAUUCCUCGCGAAGGCUUCUAGUUCAAAGGACAGGUCUAGCGGAAAGGAGAACGAACGUCCUCCCUCGACCGCGACUGCAGCCGUUAAAAAGUGCAAGCAGCAAGUUCCUCGAAUACUCGUUAUACCUUGCUCGAAUGACGAUCAAACGAAAGGUGGAACGAUCGCUGGAUCAGUUUCAUGCCAGAAGGGACUCGCGAUCGCCAAUGCUUUUUCGUCGGCGAAGAAGCUGCCGUUCGACGUCCACUGCGACGAAGAGGAUGCCAUGCAACGACACCUACGACUACCCCCCAGUUUGGCCUCCGAACCCGGGGCAUCCAAAACUAUUGCAUCCUCUGCUUACUCUGCGUCCAGUGCGCCCUCGCGCGAUCAACGGAUCGAUCGCAUGCAGUCUGUUCUGGGAACCGGCAAGCGACGCGGGCUCUCGCAGAAACUGUCGCAGGACGACAGAAUUGCGACGGAGGGGAGGCAGUCGCGCAGACACGAAAACGCUUUACCGUCGAAGAUUCCUCGGCGGCGAGUCAGAUCGAGUUCCACCAACUCGGACACCAGAGGUCUUUCGUCGCGACCACCGCCAAAAACUGUAGCGUUUGUAACCGCAGGAAGUUCGUGCUCGACCACUGACCAAACUUACAUGAUCGACCGCAUUGCAACCGAGACGCGUGAAGCGUAUAUCGCUGUUACUCCCAAUGUUAAUGCUAUGGUCCAGAGAAACUGCAACGGAAGGAUCCCAGGGAAUCGAAUCGUCGACUCGAUCGACUCGAUCGAUUCUGCAGUAUUUCCGAAGAUAACGAGCACACCUGUAAGAAACGUUCGACUACCAGAGACGACGAAUUCACGUUUCGGCGGACUGACCUGCAACGCCGACUAUCACGCGGAUCUGCCGAUCGUCGAACGAGAAAAGGAAUACCUUGCUCCGAAAUUGUCGGGAAAUUUUCUCAUGGUGCACGUGAACGCCGAACAAAGAAAAGUCAUAGUUAAAUUUAUGAUUCGUUUGGGAGUAAGUAACGUUCGAUGCGAGAUUACACCGAUCGAAUGGAAGCUAAUCGAAGGUGUUUGCUCGCAGACGCACUGCAAAUUCCCCUCGUACAUAAUCUAUCGAGCGGUGAAGAUUUUCGACACGACGAUCGAUAGGAUACGAGUCGACACGGCGUUCAUACAGAUUACAGCGCUGGCCAGCUUGUGGAUAGCGUUAAAAAUUCUAGAGAACUCGGACAAAAUACCCACGGCUUCGCUGAUGAUCAGCCUGGCCAAGGACCUCUACGCUGGAAAGCAGCACUUGCUGAUCGAAUACGAGAGAAAAAUUCUACGAGCCUUGGACUACAACGUCUCUUUCGCCGACGCGUACUCUCUCCUCUCUUACCAUUUGAUCAACUACAAUUUUUGCUCGAACAUUACCCAGGAUGUGUUCCAGUUCUUAUUUUACGCGGGCAGUUACGUGAUCGACCUGACCCUGUUGGAUGAAAGUUUUUGUCGAACGUCUGCGAGUCUGGUCACGGAGACGGCGGUUGAGCUGGUCCUCGGCCUUGUUCUGGACCAGAACCAGGCUGACGUUAACAAUAUGAUUCGACCCAGAUGGCAGUUUUGGAGAGGAUUGCUAUGCGCCGCUGCCGGGGCUACUGGUUUUAUCUUCAUGGACAGGUUACAGAACGACCGAUCAGAGACGGACCGAUGUCGCGUUGCGAUGCUGCGCUCCAUGCUGAACUCGAAUAGAACGGGUUCUGGAUUCGAGGUGGUAUAUCGAAAGUACAGCCGCAGCAGAUACGGUCGCAUUGCGAAGCCUUUGCUCGACCUAGCAGCCAAACUGUCGCCGUUCGAACUCUUUGAUCCCUAGAGAAUCGCCUUCGUGUGUCGCGGCUACGAUUUUACCACUUGACUUUUAUUAUUGUUAUACCUUUAUCAGAGCGAAUAAAAGAAGAAUUGGUUGUUGGAAAUUCCAA